AUGUAUCUAUCUAUAUUAGUCUGUUUAUAUCUAUCUAUUUUAGCCUGUUUAUAUCUAUCUAUUGUACCUGUUUAUAUAUAUCUAUCUAUCUAUCUAUCUAUCUAUCUAUUUUUCUACCGAUCUAUCUAUUUUAUCUGUUCAUAUCUAUCUAUUUCAGUCCCUUCAUAUCUAUCUAUUUUAGUCCUUUCGUAUGUAUCUAUCUAUAUUUGUCUGUUCAUAUCUAUCUAUUUUAGCCUCCUGUUUAUAUCUAUCUAUCUAUCUAUCUUUCAAUCGAUCUAUCUUUCUAUCUAUUUUAGUCUAUUCAUAUCUAUUUUAGUCCGUUCAUAUCUAUCUAUCUAUUUUAGCCUGUUCAUAUCUAUCUUUCUGUCUAUCUAUCUAUUUUUCUACCGAUCUAUCUAUUUUAUCGGCUUAUACCUAUCGACCUACCUAUCUUUCUUUCUAUCGACUUAUCUAUCUUUCUUUCUGUCUAUUUGUCUAUCUAUCGAGGACUCUCCUGUCGAUUUCGACCUACAAUUUCGUCUUCUUUAUACUUUUUCAUCCUUUUUUCCGUUAGUUUCGUCUCCCUUGUAUUUUUCAUCUUUUUUUUCUGUUAGUUUCGUCUAUCUUACACAUUUUUCAUACUUUUUUCCAUUAGUUUUGUCUCCUUUAUACUUUUCUAUCCCUUUUUCCGUUAACUUCGUCUCCCUUAUACUUUUCACCCUUUUUCCGUUAGUUUCGUCUCCCUUAUACUUUAUCCUUUUUUCCAUUAUUUCCUCUUAUAUUUUUUCAGCGUUUUUUCCGUUAGUUUCGUCUCUUUUAUACUUUUCAUCUUUUUUUCCGUUAUUUUCGUCUCUCUUAUACAUUUUCAUCCUUUUUCCGUUAGUUUCGUCUCCCUUUUAUUUUUCAUCCUUUUUUUCUUUUCGUCUCCCUUAUACUUUUACAUCCUUUUUUCCUAAGGGUCGUCUCCUUUAUACCUUUUCAUCCUUUUUUCCAUUAGUUUCGUAUUCGUUUUACCUUUUUCAUCCUUUUUCCGUUAGUUUUGUCUCCCUUGUAUUUUUCAUCCUUUUUUUUCUGUUAGUUACGUCUGUUAUACAUUUUUCAUACUUUUUCCUUUCGUCUCCCUUGUACUUUUCAUCCUUUUUUCCAUUAGUUUCGUCUCCCUUAUUCUUUUUCAUCCUUUUUUUCCGUCAGUUUCGUCUUCUUUAUACUUUUUCAUCCUUUUUUCCGUUAGUUUUGUCUCCUUUAUACUUUUUCCUUCUCUUUUCCGUUAGUUUUGUCUCCUUUAUACUUCUUCCUUCUUUUUUUCCGUUAUUUCAUAUUGCUUACUUUUUUCAAUUCAUUUUUCUUUUCAUCAACCCUAUUUCUUUCCCUAUUUCCUUGGUUGCUUUUCUUCGCCUUCCUUUUUUUUUUUUUUUUUUUUUCAUUAUUUUCUUUUUCCUUUUCUUUUUUAAUUCUUUCUCCUUCCGUAUUCUCCUUCCUUACUUUUGUCCUCAUUGUCUUCUUCUACAUAUUUAUUCGUCCGUCCUAAUUUUUAUCUUCCCUUUCUUUUUUCAUUCUUUUUUUUUUUUUAAUUUUCAUCUUCGAUAUUAUUUUUUAUUCUUCUUUAUUUUCAUAUUUCCUCUUCCUUUUCUUUCUUUUUUUCUUUUUCCUUUCUUUUUUCUUUAUUUUCGUCAACCCUAUUCUUUUUAUUUUUGUCUUUCUUAUGCUUUUUUUCAUUUCUUUUUUCAUAAUUUUCUUCUUUAUGCUUUUUCAUUCUUUUCUGUUUACCCUCCAUUUCACUACUUUUCUGAUUUUUCUAUCUACUUCGUUAUUACUUCAUUUCUUUCUUCUUUUCCUCUCUUUUUUUUACUUCUUUCUCUUUUUCUCACGAUCACUUUCGUUUUUCUUCUUCAUUCUUCUUAUUUAGUAUUUUCUUUCUUCUGUUUAUUUCCUCUUUCAUCAUCUACCAUUUCAUUGCUUCGUUGUUGUUCUUCUUUGAAUUUUUCUUCCUCCCUGUUAAAUUCUCAUUCUUUCCAACUUAACUACCAUAUGUCCCCCUCCUCUUUCUUCUUCUUCUUCUUCACUUACAUUGUCAACGUCUGCUUCUUCUUCGUCUUAAGCUUCUUCUUCUUCUUCUUCGUCGUCUUCUUCUUUUUCUUCUUUUUAAUCAUCAUUAGCAUUAUUUUGCAACUUUCUUCCUAUUUCAACCGAUUCAUUUCAGCCCAUUUUUGCUUCUUUCGCUUUUCUUCCCGCUCUUUUCUCUUCCCGCGCACAACAAAACUUUUGGCGGCCAUGUUUUUUUCCUUUUUUAUUUUUCUUAUUAUUUUCCGUUUUUUAUUUGUUUGUUUUUGUGGCCUCUCUUCUUACAUCAGUUUGACUUCACGCACAAAUAUCAAAAAUGUCCAGCAAAUCUUCCCCGAGACAAUGUCACCGCCAACUCGUUUGUUAGUCAGCUUUAUAACGACGAAUGCGUUGAAAAUAUGA
This is a messenger RNA of Acanthosepion pharaonis, 2442 nucleotides long. The record is from the annotation of a GenBank genome assembly. NCBI's taxonomy places the organism in Eukaryota, Metazoa, Mollusca, Cephalopoda, Sepiida, Sepiidae.